Gongylonema pulchrum is the source of this 1065-nucleotide messenger RNA. NCBI's taxonomy places the organism in Eukaryota, Metazoa, Nematoda, Chromadorea, Rhabditida, Gongylonematidae. The record is from the annotation of a GenBank genome assembly.
AUGAACUCUGCGAGGAAAGUUUUGCCAUCGUUGCUUGCCGCAUUAGACGAUGAGUCUUGGCGCACGAAAUGUGCCUCAGUGGAGCUGCUCGGAGCGAUGGCAUUUUGCGCCCCGAAGCAACUUUCAGCGUGCCUACCGAACAUCGUUCCAAAGUUAAUGGAAGUGCUAACGGAUUCACAUUCCAAAGUGCAAAAAUCCGGUGAAAAAGCGCUCAAACAGAUCGCCAAAGUAAUCCGCAAUCCGGAAAUCAUGAGUAUCAGCAAUCAGUUGUUGAUGGGCCUGACGGAUCCGGCCAAUAAGACAUCGUCAUGCUUACAGACAGUUGUGAAUACGAAAUUUAUACAUUACAUCGAUGCUGCCUCCUUAUCCUUAAUUAUGCCCAUUGUUCGUCGUGCAUUCUCCGAUCGGGCAUCCGAUACACGUCGUAUGGCAGCGCAAAUUGUCGCAAACAUCUAUUCAUUGGCCGAUUAUAAGCAAUCGCUGUUGGAUCCGAUCCCAGAAAUACGCACGGUUGCUGCGAAGGCACUUGGUGCCAUUGUUGGAUGCUCCUCGGGCGAUACGGCAUUGAAUUUGCGUGAACAAAUUGUACCGUGGUUGAAGCAGAAGCUUGUUUCGAACACAAGUGCCGUGGAUCGUUCAGGUGCUGCACAAGGCCUUGCCGAGGUAAUCCCAAGUAUUCUGAAAGCUUUGGCUGAUGAGAACGAAUAUGUUCGUGAUAGUGCCCUGAAAGCAGGUCAACGUCUAAUCGUCACCUAUUGCUCGCAUGCUCGACGACUACUGUUGCCACAACUACAAGCUGCUCUGUUUGAUGACAACUGGCGAAUCCGCCAUGCGGCCGUUACGCUGAUUGGCGAUUUCCUCUUCAAUAUCACUGGUGUAAGUGGAAAAAUGACAACGGCAACAGCAAACGAAGACGACACGAUGGGAAUGGAAUCAGCUGGCAGAGCGAUUAUUCGGCAGCUCGGACAGGCGUCCAGGUACGGAAAAAUUUGUUUUUUAAAAGUGUUCCAAUUCUCUCCAGGAUUUUUUAUAAGGAAGUCAAAAGACAUGUUUUCUGUGGCUUGA